AUGUCGGCCAAAAAAAUAGAGCGGAAUAAGAUGAUGCAUGAUGCAUCGUAUCAGAUCGUAGCUCCAUAUUUUGGGUCAAUGAUUUCUGGGCCACACGGUGGCCUUAAAGACAAGAAUCCAAAUCAUCAACCAACUAAAUUCCACAAGUAUCAUUGUUGUGACAGUGAUAUGUGGCAUGUCAGAAGAAUGAGACAAGAUUUGAAACCCUACCGUGAGGGACAUGCCUUGCGAGUUGAACUUUUGGAGAUAAGGUUUUUUGAAGAAACCAAGGACAUGCCUCACAAAUUCAAAUUAACUCUUCACGCCUCCAAACCAAGAAAGGAAGAAGAGAGAGAAAACGUGAGAAACUUCUUCGCUCGCAAUUCCGAAUAUACAAAACGAAGACACAACAACACAAAACACAAACAACUGUCUCGGCUCUCCCUUCAAACAUUCACCAACUUCUUCACUGGCCUCACUCAGCGUGCAUUUAUUGCAAAGUGUGAAUGUAUGAUGUCUUCCUCUUCCAUUUUUGCUUUUGGGUUUUCCAAAAGAAGAAUGAGGGUUUUGUCUCUACCUUUUGUUGUUCUUUUUGCUUGUUGCAUUGGUUUUAGACUGGGUUUUGGUGAUGGUGUUUUUCAAUUUUGUCGCACAGAUUGUUGUGGAUUGGUUUUGUUGUUGUUAGUCAUCUAUUUUGGUAUUUGCGAUUUUCAUAGGGGUUCUGCUUUUGAGAAUAAUAACUGGGACGAGUGA
This is a messenger RNA of Sphenostylis stenocarpa, 732 nucleotides long. The record is from the annotation of a GenBank genome assembly. NCBI's taxonomy places the organism in Eukaryota, Viridiplantae, Streptophyta, Magnoliopsida, Fabales, Fabaceae.